UACAUAACCAUAGAAAAGAAGGUUAAUUUUUCUCAUAGCCUCCCCAGGAGGCCUCUAACUAAUAAUUAAAAAAAAGUUGAAUAAAAAAUACAGGUAUUAUAGAAAGAAAAAGAAGCUGAAUAAAAGAAAUGGCCACUGCAAAGAGAGCUGCUGUUCUAAUUUUGUGGUUUGCACUGGCAUAUUGUGUUGAUGCUGGUCCAAGAAAAGGGCCACUUGUUGGUCCUGAUAUCUACAAAGGUAAAAAUGUUGCAAAGGAUAUCCUUGCUCCUGGAGAGAAAAUAGUUAAUGUCAUGAGUUUUGGAGCCAAACCUGAUGGCAAAUUCGACUGCACUCAGGCUUUCAUGGAUGCAUGGAGAGCAGCAUGCAAGUCCAAAGUGCAAGCCAGGCUUCUGAUCCCUGUGGGAAGAUUUGUGGUUUCUUCAAUGUUUUUCGCAGGGCCAUGCUUGACUCCAGGGCCCUUAACAGUCCAAGUUGUAGGCACUGUUGUGGCCACAACAGAUAUCAGUGAAUAUGAGAAUGGAGAAUGGCUCAUGUUUCAGGAAAUCGCUGGCCUAAAAAUUAUUGGUGGAGGUACUUUUGAUGGAAGAGGAAAGGCUUCAUGGUCAGAAACUGAGAACUGUGAAACAAACCCAAGCUCCUCAUGCGUCAGGGCCCCUAGUAGCCUUUAUUUCAGCAGAGUUACCAAUGGAAUUAUACAGAACAUCAAUUCCUUAGACCCCAAAGGCUUUCACAUAUUUGUCACUAACUGUGCAAACAUUAGACUUAGAUUGCUUAAGCUCAAUGCUCCAGGUACCAGCCCCAACACUGAUGGCAUUCACUUGAGCCACUCCACCAAUAUAAAAAUAUCGAGAAGUAGCGUUCAAACCGGAGAUGAUUGUGUCUCCAUGAUACAAGGAAUCAACAAUGUUACCAUCAAUAGACUACAGUGUGGUCCUGGACAUGGUAUUAGUGUUGGAAGUCUUGGAAAGUACCCGGAUGAGCUAGAAGUGAAAGACGUUCGGGUCCAAAACUCGAAAUUGUCUGGCACAACAAAUGGCCUCAGAAUCAAGUCAUGGCCAGAUAAGUAUCCAGGGGCAGCAUCAGAUAUAAGCUUCAGUGGCAUUACUAUGGAAAAUGUUAAAAAUCCUAUCAUCAUUGACCAAGAGUACCAAUGCUCUCCAAACUGCAAUAAGAAGCCUUCACUAGUAAAGAUCAGAAAUAUUCUCUUUUCAAACAUAAAGGGAACCACUAUUUCACCAAUUGCAGUGGAUUUAAGGUGUAGCAAGCAGUUCCCAUGCCAAAAUGUUAAACUUCAGAACAUAGACCUGAAGCUUGGAGCCAGCCCUGGUGGCUCUAGAUGUGCCAACAUUAAACCUCUUUAUAUCGGCUUGCAACGACCACCGGCAUGCCCAUAGUUGUCUGAUUUGAAAAGAAUUAUGCAUCUCAUUGCUCUGGCAAUAAAGUGGAAGGAAUGAAAGGUAAGGUUUUGGACAGUUGGACCUAAUGAGGCGAACAUGUGCAAUGGUUUUGAAGGAUGGUUUUUUGAAUCCUAACUUAUGAUGCUGAACCCAAACCUGCUUGAAGCCAUAUUUUUUACUUAGCUGAAUAUAUAUUAGAAUCAGCUUUGUGUAUAGAAAGCCAAGAGUUGUAUAUAAAAUAAUAGUAGUGCUUUGGGAUUUAUUUUUUUCAUCCUUAGUUACAGUGUAAACAAAAGUAGGGUUAAAAUAUUCAUCAAUUGUAAUUAUGAAGUAGUUUUCCAUUUCAAUUA
This is a messenger RNA of Lotus japonicus, 1747 nucleotides long. RefSeq names its product exopolygalacturonase-like. Gene Ontology annotation, biological process: carbohydrate metabolic process. The transcript is spliced from 5 exons. Gene Ontology annotation, molecular function: polygalacturonase activity. Bases 129 to 1394 code for a protein of 421 amino acids. Lineage: Eukaryota; Viridiplantae; Streptophyta; Magnoliopsida; Fabales; Fabaceae. The record is from RefSeq and is a predicted model, not a curated record.